AGGUUUUCUUAUAAAUAUUUAAUUUACAAUAACAAGAGUAUAUGUUGAUAGCAAAUUAUUGAAAAACCUCUGUGUGCAGCUAGAUUUCCAAAAUUCAUAUCCUGCUUUUUACAAUAAAAUCAUAACUAUUAAUGAGCAUUAACAGCAAUAGUAUAUAUUCUAAUGGGAAUUGUACAAGAAGUCGUAUAAUUAUAAUUUCCAGAAUAAAUACUUCAGUAGAAAAUGAUUAUCUACAAGAAAAACAAGUUUUAUGAAACCAACUACCAUUAGAAGUAUCCAAUUCACAAGUAGAAACCCA
Messenger RNA from Paramecium sonneborni, 298 nucleotides. NCBI's taxonomy places the organism in Eukaryota, Ciliophora, Oligohymenophorea, Peniculida, Parameciidae. The record is from the annotation of a GenBank genome assembly.